Molecule: messenger RNA, 966 nt
Organism: Closterium sp. Naga37s-1
Lineage: Eukaryota; Viridiplantae; Streptophyta; Zygnematophyceae; Desmidiales; Closteriaceae
Source: the annotation of a GenBank genome assembly
AUGCAUGAUGGUCGUUCUCCCAAUCCCUCCCGUUCUUCCCCCCAACUUCCUCCCUUCCCCCCUCUCUCCCCUCCUUCCGUCCCGUCCCUCCCCGCCCUCCCCCCUCCCUCCCUUCCCUCCCCCGCUCCUCUCCCCCGCUCCUCACCCCUCUUCCCCCCGUGCGCGCUGUGGACAGCAGCAGCUCUUCUCGAAGCCGGCGGAGCUGGCGGUGCAAGGCCCGCGCAAGGCGGAGCGGCGCAAGGCGGAGCGGCGCUCGUCGUUCGUGGCGGUGCGGUCGGCAUCACAUCGCUGCACCUGCUGGCGGGGCUGCACGAGGUGCUGCACGAGGUGCUCACGCCAACGCCAACCGCGCUGCACCCAUCCGCACCAACGCCAACCGCGCUGCCCUGCAGGUCACAACCCCGAUUGCUGCCUGGGAGGGACAGGGGGAUGGGGAGUGGGGGGAUGGGUGGGGGGGUUUGGGUGGGGUGGGGUGCGGCGGGAGUCAGUCCCCUGCACUUUCUGACCUCCCUUCCCCUCUACCCCCGCACAACCCCUCAUGCCUCUCCCCUGCAAGCUCUCAGCCAUCCAUGCGACGAGGCCGUCCUGCAGGUCAGCCUGUCUCUCUGCUCGCUCAGUGCCGCUCCAGAUGAGUUGCGUGGUUGCCCAGGUCAAGGAGCGCACCUUCUGACCUCCCUUCCCCCGCACAACCCCACACAACCCCACACGCCUCUCCCCGCACGUUCUCAAGGAGCGCACGUUCUGCUGGCGGUGCUGCGCGAGGUGCUGCGUGUGCACUCAUCCGCACCAACGCCAACUGCGCUGCAGGUCUCUGCCCUGCCUUCCCUCCCCUUCCUGCUACCUCAACUUCACGCUCCCUCUCCCUGCUGUAUCGUCAUGCUGCGUUCUCGUCAGUCCCCUGCACGUUCUGACCUCCCUUCCCCUCUACCCCCGCACAACUCCACACGCCUCUCUCCUGCAAGCUGA